This is a messenger RNA of Suillus clintonianus, 1311 nucleotides long. RefSeq lists its product as uncharacterized. The transcript is spliced from 2 exons. The record is from RefSeq and is a predicted model, not a curated record. The coding region runs from base 212 to 1063 and encodes 283 amino acids. Lineage: Eukaryota; Fungi; Basidiomycota; Agaricomycetes; Boletales; Suillaceae.
CAAAACGGACACUUACGUGUCACUCGGGCUAACGUGUUUCCGACAUGAACUUACUCGCAAUUAUGACUCGAAACAUGCGUUAAACGUCCAUGGAUCCGGAGCGCGGAGCAUGCUGUAUACAUGAUAUCAUGUACAGGGCCCGGGCCAACUUUAGGACUUUAGCGCCACUCCAGCGCUUUAGUACACAAACCAUCAGCUCCACAUAACCUCCAUGUGCCUCCACAGUCAACUACAAGAACUCCAACUGAUCCAGCACUCUCUCCUACCCGGUGAAUCAUUCUCCUUCGCCCUCCCUCCAGAAGAUUCCAGAAUAUGGACGUCGCUACUACACUCAUUCAACACUGCCAGUCUCCCACCUCUGCCCGACCCUGUUGUUUCACUAGCGAGGUUUCAAGUAAGCGCUACGGACACGCGGAUCUCAUUCGAGGUGCAGUUUCCAGAACGAUACCCGCAGGACUCAGCUGUAGACGCCGCACAAGCUCCCUUGGUAUCUGUUAACGGAGAGGGAAUAUCCAGAGAGGAACAUCACCGAUGGCGAGCCUUUGUUCAAGAGAAAUUGAUUGAGGUGCAAGGAAAUGAUUAUCCGAUCUAUGAGCUGUUAUGCAUGCACUUGCUUCCCAAAUUACAUGAAGACGGACAUGCAGAACCGUCGUCAGGGAGUAUGGACUUCCUAGAGCAACAGAACAUCAAGCGUUCCCUAGAGAUAAGACAUUACCACGCACUCCUGACAUCUCAUCACCUCGUGUCUCCAACAAAACGACGAUCACUACAGCGAUGGUCCUCUGAGCUUUCAAUAUCCGGCUUUGCCAAAGUCGGCUACCCAGGCGUCAUUUAUGCCCAAGGCGCACAGGAAAAUGUCGAAGAAUUCGUUGCCAACAUCAAAUCUAUGCAAUGGCUGGCUCUAAGAGUGCGAUUUGUGGAACCUAUAGAUCUCGCCAACGACGAGCAUCGCCAGGGUUGGACUGAGUUCCAGAAGGUUGGAGAAGUCGUGGAAGAAAUGAGGAGACGCGGUAGAGAUAAAUAUAUCACAGAGAUGGGUAUUGGAAGCUCAGUUUUGAAAUGAAUCUGCACGAGCGAGAGGCAUGUAGUCCUGAUUCAGCAGGAUGCACAAAUUACUGAGGGAAUACAUAUGAAUAGGUCAAGAUCAUCGGUCAGUCCUCAUUCAGAGCUGAUACAUUUAAAUUCAAUCGUAUGCGCGACUGCCGUUACAGCAUCCUCGUUCAUGGAAAUGCAACAGUGCAGCAUACGGCGGGUGAUGGAGCUAGGGCAAAAGGAUAAGCAACGCUAAGUUGUAUUUACCUAGGACAAAGU